Messenger RNA from Bombina bombina (fire-bellied toad), 816 nucleotides. Its product is annotated as T cell receptor alpha chain MC.7.G5. The record is from RefSeq and is a predicted model, not a curated record. Lineage: Eukaryota; Metazoa; Chordata; Amphibia; Anura; Bombinatoridae. The transcript has 5 exons. The coding region runs from base 1 to 816 and encodes 271 amino acids.
AUGUGGCAGUACAAAUUGACAUGUCUGGGGCUUUUCUACUUAACUGCAGAUGUGUUGGGGGAUUCAGUUGACCAGCCUCGUUCCGAGACUGGCAGAGAAAAAGAAGAGAUCACCAUCACAUGUACCUACAAGUCCAGCAGCGCCUAUCCCUGUCUGUAUUGGUAUAAAUGGUAUCCAGGAAAUCCUUUGCAAUUUAUUCUUCGGGAUCCAGGUUCCAGCUCAGCCUGUAGCAGCCACAAAGCAGAAAACAAACUGAGGGCACAGACAGAUUCCUCCAAAAGCAUAUUAACAAUUUCCAGCCUAGAACUGAGCGACUCUGCUGUCUACUAUUGUUCAGUUACAGAUGAUGUGGGUGCAACAUUUACAAGGACUCUGGUAUUUGGAGCAGGCACAAGGCUAAUGGUAGAGCCAGGAGAUAAAACCCACUCUUCACCCUCAGUGUUUGUGUUAAAGACUGAGAAUGAAAGAGAUGAUACCACUGGCUGUCUGGCAAAGGAUUUCUACCCAAAGUAUGUGGAAAUGUAUAUGAAUUCUACAUCACAAAACUCAGGUGUAAUAAAAGCCUCCCCUGUUAUCUCAAAUGAGGGAAAGUACAGCGCGGUGCUUGUGGAUAAAUUUGAAGGAAAAGAUGUACGUUGCCAGGCAAAGCAUCAGAAUAUCUGGAUAAAAGAUGAUAUUUUCACUCCAAUACAAGAAGACCCAGUAGAUAAGGGAGAAACUCCAGCUGAUGAAGACAGCAAUUCCUGUGAAGAACCAACCAAUGGUGACAGAAAAAAUAUUAUUAUUAUUAUUAUUAUUAUUAUCAUUGUAAUGUGA